Fonsecaea erecta is the source of this 1458-nucleotide messenger RNA. Its product is annotated as ornithine aminotransferase. The record is from RefSeq and is a predicted model, not a curated record. Bases 1 to 1458 code for a protein of 485 amino acids. Gene Ontology annotation, cellular component: cytoplasm. The transcript is spliced from 2 exons. Lineage: Eukaryota; Fungi; Ascomycota; Eurotiomycetes; Chaetothyriales; Herpotrichiellaceae. Gene Ontology annotation, molecular function: identical protein binding; L-ornithine transaminase activity; pyridoxal phosphate binding.
AUGGCACCAUCAGCAACCAAUGGUGAUGGCGUCAACGGUAUCACCAAGGUGAAUGGCCAGACGACCGGCACUCAGCUGAAAGCGACCGCUCCCGCAUUUCACCCAGCUGGUACUCCUGACCGAUCAAAGUACCACGCUUCAACUUCCGAUGAAGCCAUACACGCCGAGCACCAGUAUGCCGCCCACAAUUACCACCCCCUGCCGGUUGUCUUCGCCCGAGCAUUGGGAACGACUGUGUGGGACCCAGAAGGCCGAGAAUAUCUGGACUUCCUGUCCGCAUAUUCUGCCGUGAAUCAGGGCCAUUGCCACCCCGAACUGGUCAAAGCCCUUGUUGAACAAGCCUCGACACUCACCCUGAGCUCGAGGGCAUUUUACAAUGACGUAUUUCCCCGUUUCGCAGAGUUUGUCACCAAGUACUUCAACUUCGACAUGGUUUUGCCGAUGAAUACUGGUGCUGAGGCGGUGGAGACAGCAGUCAAGAUCGCCAGGAAAUGGGGAUAUAAAUCCAAGGGCAUACCCCAUGACGAGGCAAUCGUGCUCAGCGUGGCGGAGAACUUCCACGGGCGGACGUUUUCUGCCAUUUCCAUGUCCACGGACCCCGAAUCUCGCGACAACUAUGGCCCCUAUCUGCCCGGUGUCGGCAGCAUCUCUCCAGCGACGGGCAAAGUCAUCCCCUACAAUGACAUUCCGGCCGUCCGCGCGGCAUUCGAAUCCCACGGCGACAAGAUUGCGGGAUUCCUCGUGGAGCCAAUUCAAGGUGAAGCCGGCAUUGUGGUCCCUGACGACAGCUACCUGACUGAGCUUCGCGCACUGUGUGAUAAACACAAUGUGCUGCUCAUCUGCGACGAGAUCCAAACAGGUAUCGCCCGCACGGGGAAGCUUCUCUGCCACGAAUGGGCCGGAAUUAAGCCCGACCUUGUUCUCCUCGGUAAAGCCAUCUCUGGUGGAAUGUACCCGGUCUCGUGCGUUCUCGGCCGCAAAGAUGUGAUGCUCACGAUCGAACCCGGUACACACGGCUCCACAUACGGCGGCAACCCGCUGGGUUGUGCAGUUGCCAUUCGCGCUCUUGAGGUCGUCCGUGACGAGAAGAUGACUGAACGGGCAGAGAAACUCGGACAAAUCUUCCGUGACGGACUAAGAGAUUUGAACUCGGAGUUGAUCAAGACGGUCAGGGGUAAGGGACUGCUGAAUGCAAUUGUCAUUGAUGAGGCGAAGACGAACGGACACAGUGCGUGGGAUUUGUGUAUGUUGAUGAAGGAGAAAGGAUUACUAGCAAAACCUACGCACCAAAACAUCAUCCGUCUUGCCCCACCCCUAGUCAUCACAGAGGAGGAAAUCCAGCGUGCGUUGGCUAUCAUUGCGGAGGCAGCAGCGGAACUUCCCCAUUUAAAGGGGGAGAAGGAGAAGCAGGUCCUCCCGGAAGGGGAGAAGAAUGUUCACAUUGGCGUGGACAAUUAA